GCAGCCGCCAGAAGUUUGUUGGAUUUGAGGAGUCCAGAGCGCCGACCCGCUCUGUCUGCGUGGACUAUUUCCUUGGAUCUUUGUGGACCCUGAAGUUGCCAAGUGUGUGUGCCUGCUCCAGAAAACAAAGGAAGCCACCAUUGUUUCUCAUUCCGAGUGCAGGGAAAUAUCUCAGCAGAAGCAAACAGUCCAGUCUUCAACACCUACCAGGAUGUCCAAAAGGCUCAGCCCUCAGUUACAGCACAUCACGGAAGAUGCCUGUUGUGAAGCACACCUGGAACCGAUACAGCUGUUCUGUGAUGUUGACCAAAUCACACUCUGCAGCAAAUGCUUCCAGUCCCAGGAGCACAAACAUCACACGGUGUGUGGGAUACAAGAGGCUGCUGAGAAUUACAGGAAGUUAUUCCAGGAAAUAUUGAACACAUCGAGGGAGAAACUUGAAGCAGCUAAAAGCAUAUUGACUGAUGAGCAAGAAAGAAUGGCGAUGAUUCAGGAAGAGGAACAAAAUUUUAAAAAGAUGAUUGAGUCUGAGUAUAGUAUGAGACUCCGGUUGUUGGAUGAAGAGUGUGAGCUGAAUCUCCAGAGACAGCAAGAAUGCACGUCUGACUUGAACUUGAGAGAAGGCCUUCUGAAUCAAGUGAUCCAACUUGCCACAGAGCUAGAGGAGAUGUUCCAGGAAAUGCUGCAGAGACUGAGCCAUGUGGGGAGAGAGAACAUGAAGAAACUGAAGGAGAGUGAAGCAAGGGUUUCUGAACAGAUCUGCAGCCUCCAAAAACUCACCACGGAGCUUGAGAAGAAGUGUGGGGAAGACGCCUUAGUAUUGCUCAAGAAUGCAAAAUACUCUUUAGAAAGGAGCAAGUCACUGCUGCUUGAGCGUCUAGAGCCCGCUCAUAUCAUAGACUUGAGUUUAUGCCACAUAAGAGGAUUCAGCAGCAUGUUCAGAGUACUCCAGAGACAUUUAACGUUGGAUCCGGAAACAGCUCAUCCCUGCCUGGCCUUAUCUGAGGACCUGAGAACUGUGAAACUGAGGCAUGGGCAGCAAGAUAGGGCUGACGACCCAGGAAGAUUGGACUUCAGUGCCAUGGUGCUGGCUGCGGAGAGCUUCACCUCAGGGCGGCACUACUGGGAGGUGGACGUGGAAAAGGCAACCAGGUGGCAAGUGGGCAUAUUCCACGGCUCUGCAGACACGAAGGGCAGCACAGCCAGAGCUUCCGGAGAGAAAGUCUUGCUCACAGGGUCGGUGAUGGGCACGGAGUGGACCCUCUGGGUCUUCCCCCCUCUGAAAAGGCUCUUCCUGAAAAAGAAGUUGGACACAGUUGGGGUUUUCCUUGACUACGAACACGGGCAGAUAUCAUUCUACAAUGUGACCGAGACGUCCCUCAUUUACAGUUUCUCCCAUUGCGCCUUCCAAGGAGCUCUCAGGCCUGUGUUUUCCCUCUGUAUCCCAAACGGAGACACAAGUCCAGACUCCCUCACCAUCUCCCCGCAACACGGUGCUUCUUGUGAUGCUGCUGUUAGCCCUUAAUCUUCUGUGUGCAAACUCCAACACCACAAGAGACCAGAAAGUUGGAGAACAGGACAUUGAAAGAAUUUUUGUAAACUAACCCAAUAAAAAGCGUUCCAGGA
Cercocebus atys (sooty mangabey) is the source of this 1626-nucleotide messenger RNA. RefSeq names its product tripartite motif family-like 2 (gene TRIML2). The coding region runs from base 212 to 1525 and encodes 437 amino acids. The transcript is spliced from 7 exons. The record is from RefSeq and is a predicted model, not a curated record. Gene Ontology annotation, molecular function: protein binding; zinc ion binding. Lineage: Eukaryota; Metazoa; Chordata; Mammalia; Primates; Cercopithecidae.